AUGUCGUCCAAACGAAAGAGUGGAGGUCAGUCACAAUCCGACUUCAAACGCCUCAAGGCAAAAGUCGGAAAGCGAGCGCCCAAGGCUGCCAAUUUCACCGAUACGACUUUCAAGUCAGCUUCCAUUCGGAUGGCAGAUCAACAUGCCUUGCAACAAAUAGGGACGGGUGUUGCGUCGGCUCGAGGAAGAUCGAUGGUUGAUUUGUCACUUCAACUAAGUCAUCAUGCUGCAGCUGUCCGCUUGAGCGCCGUUAAAGGAUUGGGGGAUAUUACGCGACAUGAAUCUACAGCCUCACUUCGGCCACAUUUGGCCCUCUUGAUACCUUGCUGUGCCAAGUCGUGGGUAGACGAAGACGACGACACACGGACGGCUGGACUUACAACGUUUGGAGAACUACUACGAAAACAAUCGGAGACUUCUAUUCGACCAUUCAUGCCUCUGAUUGUUGCCUACUUGACCUCAGCCCUUCAUAGUCUGGAUUCAACGAUGAGAGUAGAUGGUGCCAAAGCUGUCCACUUGGUUUGCUCUGUUCAUCCAAAGCUCCUUCGGCCGCAUGUAGCGAAAUUGCUGAAACCUUUCAUUGGUCUAUUGACGGACAGAGGAAAGCUCGCUGCUAAGGCUGAAAUCCUACUCGGUUUAGUAUCGUUGAUGAAGGUUUCGAAGGUUGAUGCCUCCGAUCGACAGCUGAAGCGGGCUUCGAUAGAGUCUUGUCCUCAUUUCACGUUUGUUUCAGGUGGUCGAUCUCGUAAUGCAAUCGUAGUGGAAGGAAGGUCGAUACGGCCACCUGUUGCACCAUUGAGUUCAAUCCAGGAUAUUCUUUCUUUGGAUCGAAGCCGAGCCGGCAGGACGGAUGGCGAGAACGAUGAUAUGGAAGUGAUACAAGAGUUAAUGGAAAAAGUCCGAAAUAUCUUGAUGGAGAUCUUGGAAUCAGAGACUAUGGAAGUAGCGAAAACCAAGAAAUCCCCAAGUCCACAGUCCAAGGAGAAACUAAUUUCGUUGGUUUUUCAGGCCAUUGGGUUGUUGUGGAAGCGAAAGACACGAUUCUAUGAAGGUCAACCAGACAAUGAGCCUCCAGAGAAGUUGCAAAAGCUAGCAGUUCAAGUUUUAUCGAUUCUGCUAGAUAUGUUGCCAUUGCAACGAGGAGACUUCAAGUUUGUGAACGAUUCAACGGUCGAAUCCUUGAAUUCGACCCUUUGCACCACUGUAAUGACCAUUGGUGCGACAGUACCCGAGAACAUUUGUCAAGAUUCUGAAGGAAAGCAGCUGAAGUGGAAGUCGCAACUCUCUUCCUUCCUCUUGCCUCAUUUGCAACGAUACAAAUCGGACCAAGACUAUCCUACUUCCGCCUUGAACGUCACUUGUGACUUGUUGCUAUCCUCGGUCGAUUCUGCCAGCAACUCACUGUACGACCACGGUAGUGCCAUGCUGAAGGCAAUCAACGAGAUCUUUUUCCAAGAUUCCAAUGCAGCGUUAGCGCGCUCUCAAGCUGGGCGCAAGGUGGCUGUCACUGUCUGUGACAUUCUCACAAGUUUGAAUUAUCCGAAUUUGGCCGAUGCACCUCUAUUGAUGGAUAUGACGUCUGCGAUGUCAUCCUUUCUCAACUUUUGGGGUGCUGACUGUGAGUUUGAAACCAAUGUUACAUUUGAUGCACUGCUCGGAAUCGUGCGAUCCAAUGGCACCGACUCGGAAUUGGGCAACACGUUGCGGAACAGAAUGGAAGAUUUAGUCCUCACGGAAGAGAAGGGAGAACGACCGGCAUUUGAAAUUUAUACGACUCAGAGUCAGAGCAAGUUCCUCGCGUUGAUGGUAAUGUUGGAGAAACCCUCGGCUUCCUGUCUAAAGGGGCUAGCCAAGUUCUGUUCCAAGUCUUCGAAUGAUACAUCGACGGCAGAUGCAAUUGUUUCGUCCUUACAAGCGAUUCGAAGGAGCAUUCCAAUGAAGAACUACAUCCAGUUUUUGUUGACAAGCAUUGUGAUUCCAAAAGCAAAGAGCAAACGAAAGAACCAGUCCAGUGACGAGCCAUUUGCCUCCUUCCUGUCACGCAUGGGAACAAUGGAUUCUGGUGUGCGACGAGUUUCGGUUGCCUUGAUUGAAUGUGGCUCGAAACGAAUUCUACAAAUGCUACUUCCAUUCUUGAAAGAUCUACUAAAACCAAAGGAGGAACUAGAAGCAGCGGAUAGCUACUUGCGAUACCGUGCUUCCAUUUCACUUUUGGCUUUGAUUUUGCUGGAUAUUCAAGUAACAACUGGAGAGACCGACGUUCCACCCGAGCUGAAUGAACCUCUUGUGAAUGCGCUGUUUGCAUCAAUAGACUUUAUAUCGGCCUCGAAAAACUCCAUGGGAGGAGCCACCAAGCUGCUGUCUCCGCUUAUCGGCGUGUGUCAUGCUGAAAAGGUUCUCCUUUUGUCACUUUUUGACCGAAUCGUCGACAAGGUCGCUGACUACAAGACCAAGCAACAUCAACUAAAGAACAUUGUCCGACUCUUGGUCGAUAUUUCCAACGAUGACCGCAUUACAGCCCGACUGGAUGGUUUCGAUCAGCUUCGGGGCAGUGUAUUGGCACUCAAGCAAAGUGUACAAAAGAAUGGCCUGCAAAAGUUGGAAGGGAUUGAUCAGCUCCAAGCUCUGGUGGAUGUCCGAACCGGCUACAAGGAGCGACAAAGAGUUUAG
This is a messenger RNA of Cylindrotheca closterium, 2670 nucleotides long. NCBI's taxonomy places the organism in Eukaryota, Bacillariophyta, Bacillariophyceae, Bacillariales, Bacillariaceae. The record is from the annotation of a GenBank genome assembly.